This is a messenger RNA of Gastrolobium bilobum, 984 nucleotides long. RefSeq lists its product as uncharacterized. Lineage: Eukaryota; Viridiplantae; Streptophyta; Magnoliopsida; Fabales; Fabaceae. The coding region runs from base 1 to 984 and encodes 327 amino acids. The transcript is spliced from 2 exons. The record is from RefSeq and is a predicted model, not a curated record.
AUGUCUAAAAAUGGGGAUCAUACAAUGGAGGUGGACAAAACAUACAUUGAGUACAAAGUAAAAACAAUAGUUAAACCCCUAUUCACUCCAAACUCGAUCACCCCUGACUUAGGACUCACAUCCGCCGCACCACCAGCACCCGUACCCGCAUCCGCACCUGGCCCAUCAGCAGCACCACUUGCGCCUGGAGCUAAUACAGGCACUGUAACUGGUACAGGCGAUAUUACCGGCACCGGAGAUACUACCGGAACUGGUGUAGUCACUGGCACUGGUGAUACUACCGGCACUGGAGACUUCACCGGUACUGGUGUGAUGAUGGGCACCGGAGAUACUACCGGAACUGGCGUGGUUACUGGCACGGGUGAUAUUACUGGCACUGGAGACUUAACUGGAAUUGGUGUGAUUACAGGCACUGGUGAUACUACCGGCACCGGAGAUACCACCGGAACCGGUGUUAUUACUGGUACGGGUGAUAUUACGGGCACCGGAGACUUAACUGGAACUGGUGUGAUUAUAGGCACUGGUGAUACUACCGGCACCGGAGAUACCACUGGAACCGGUGUUAUUACUGGUACGGGUGAUAUUACGGGCACCGGAGACUUAACUGGAACUGGUGUGAUUACAGGCACUGGUGAUACUACCGGCACCGGAGACUUCACUGGAACUGGUGUUAUUACUGGUACGGGUGAUACUACUGGAACCGGAGACUUAACCGGAACUGGUGUGAUUACGGGCACUGGUGAUACUAUCGGCACCGGAGACUUCACCGGGACUGGUGUAAUUACCGGCACCGGUGAUACUACCGGCACCGGGGACUUCACAGGAACAGGUAUGAUUACUGGUACGGGUGAUACUACCGGCACCGGAGACUUCACCGGAACUGGUGUGAUUACGGGCACGGGCGAGACCACCGGAACCGGUGACUUGAUCGGAAUUGGUACAGGUGAUAUAACAGGAACCGGAGACUUUACGGGGACGACCUGA